This is a messenger RNA of Suillus plorans, 816 nucleotides long. RefSeq lists its product as uncharacterized. NCBI's taxonomy places the organism in Eukaryota, Fungi, Basidiomycota, Agaricomycetes, Boletales, Suillaceae. The coding region runs from base 1 to 816 and encodes 271 amino acids. The transcript has 4 exons. The record is from RefSeq and is a predicted model, not a curated record.
AUGCGACCUAAGAAAAUAGAACACUCUCUUUCGUCUGAUACCAGGGAGCCUGAGAACACCAAUCUACUGCAACCUCAAGAGCAGGCUGGUACUACCAUGAAGAUCCCACAGAACGCGAAGUGGAGUUCUGGGGAUGAUGCAACACUCAUCGACUCUCUCAAGGCUUUUGCUGAUGGAAACACGGCUGAUAAUGGAACCUUCAAGACUGCAGCAUUUACAGCUGCUGCAAAGGCCCUCAAAGAUAGUCACAAAGUCAGUGGAGGUGCUUCGAAAACUGCAAAGAGCUGCUCACGUCGUUGGAGCACUUUGAAGGCCAACUGUCUUAUUGUCCAAAAACUGCGAGAGCUGUCUGGAUUUGGAUGGGACGAGAUGAGAAAGAUUGUCAUUGCCAGUGACAAAGUGUGGGAUGAUUAUCUUCAGGUCCAUUCCAAAGCCAAGGUUUGGCGUUCAACACCAUUCCCCCUCUAUGAUGACAUCAUUGUGCUCAUGGAUGGAUGUCAUGCAACUGGUGAAGGAGCUCUACAUAUUAAUAGUAUCAAUGGGUACGAGACGAGCCCUCCAUGGCCAAGCACACUUCUCCUUGAUGACGAAGAUGAUAUCUUUGUUGGUAAGGAUCCACUCAGAGGGAAUCAUGAGUCUGAAUCAGCUGACGAGAACAAGAAAGUGGGCAAGGUGGCCACAGCCACUGCAGCAGCUGAAAAUGCAGCAGCUAGCACUGCAGCUCUCUUUCUGCGAGUGUGUGUUGCCUUAAGAGAGGUUUUAAGGGCCUUUCUUUUUUGUGAUGAUGAGGAGGUCAUAGCUAUAGAGCUCGAGUAG